AUGGAUGAUCAAUUGGAAAUGUAUAAAGAAUGUAUUGCCAAGCAGCUGGAAGAGGUGGAUAUGUUAUCCUCGAUUUAUUGUAGUCCUGGAGAAAUGCACAUUUUCGAUCCGGGUGUUAUAAGUGAUUUCAAUGAAUUCUUGGAAAAUCCCACCACUGAAAAUGUAAUGUUGUGCCUUAAAGCCCACCUCGAUUAUAGUAUUAAGUUGCAAUGUGGAAGACCUAAUGAAAAGCUGGAAGUACGCAUAGAAUUGCCGCACAUGUAUCCACUGCUGGAAAAUGCAAUUGUCAUUGUUCACACACCACUGCUAACGAAAAACAAAGAGAUCUAUUUGAAAAAGGAAUUGGAAAUUUAUAUUGAAUCAAUGGAUAAAAGUGAAACAUAUAUUUAUCAGGUUUUAUCAUGGCUGCAGGAUCACAUUGAUGAUUUAAUACAACGAAAGGCAAGUGAUUUUGAGGUGAUGACCACCACGACCAAUCAAGAAGAUGAACUAUUGGAUUUUGAACGUCUGUGGAUCUAUUCACAUCACAUAAAAUCGAAAACAAAACGUCAAGAAAUUGUUAAGGAGGCACGCAACUUGGAAUUGACGGGCUUCAGUCGGCCCGGUAAACCUGGCAUCAUUUGUGUUGAGGGUACCAAAGAAAAUACUCAGGAAUUUUGGCGUACCAUAAGGGCAUAUGGUUGGCAAAAGAUAUCGCUGUGUAAAAUUGAAUCUGCCCGUAAAGCGAAAGAUAAGAUGGAUAAAUUACGACGUUUUGAGGGUUUCAAGGAACAAUUGUUUUGUGAUGAUAUUGAAAAUAGUGAUGGUGUUAUGAAUAUGGCAUUGUUUUUGAAAUAUUUGGAGAAUCACAAUUCUGGGUAUAUGAAAAAGGAGUUAUUUGGGUUAGAAUAG
Musca vetustissima is the source of this 891-nucleotide messenger RNA. Its product is annotated as RWD domain-containing protein 2A. The record is from RefSeq and is a predicted model, not a curated record. The coding region runs from base 1 to 891 and encodes 296 amino acids. Lineage: Eukaryota; Metazoa; Arthropoda; Insecta; Diptera; Muscidae. Gene Ontology annotation, molecular function: protein binding. The transcript has a single exon.